Messenger RNA from Hypanus sabinus (Atlantic stingray), 4459 nucleotides. Its product is annotated as V-type proton ATPase subunit d 2-like. Bases 592 to 1644 code for a protein of 350 amino acids. The transcript is spliced from 8 exons. Gene Ontology annotation, cellular component: lysosomal membrane; vacuolar proton-transporting V-type ATPase complex; proton-transporting V-type ATPase, V0 domain. NCBI's taxonomy places the organism in Eukaryota, Metazoa, Chordata, Chondrichthyes, Myliobatiformes, Dasyatidae. Gene Ontology annotation, molecular function: proton-transporting ATPase activity, rotational mechanism. The record is from RefSeq and is a predicted model, not a curated record. Gene Ontology annotation, biological process: vacuolar transport; vacuolar acidification; proton transmembrane transport.
UCACACGGACCAGAAUAAUGUGGCUGUCUCAGGUGGAAUCCGGUCUGCCUCAUCCUUUUGGAUCUGUGUAGGCUGGUCAGAACCAGUCAGAGACAGGACUGAAUCUGCAAACAACUGCACAGGUGACAGGAAUCUGCUCAACUCUCUAUCAAAGCCUGUACGCUGCGUGAAUUACUGAAGGUCAGGGCAGUACUUCGCCACAGGAAUAAAUAAACUAGAAACGAAGCAAGAGUUUGUGUGUGUGCACAUGUGAGAAAGGAAGAGAUUGAAUCACUGAGGAGGAGGGACACGGGUGGAUUUAAACACAUCCUGGGUUUGGCGUUCUCUUUAAGGGUUUUUGUUUAAUGUGCAACAUGAUUCUCUUGUGUUUGCAAAGGCUCUGUUUUUGUAACAACAUACAAAAUGACUGAGUCUCCAGCAGGUUCAGGGCAGGAGUGAGGGGCGGCCAACCCAGCCAAGUUGUGUCAAACACAAACAGCCGGAAUCAGCAAGGAUUUCACCAAGGGCUUUGUUAGUGCUGGCCUUCAGAGAGUGCAGAGCACCUGAGAGAGAGGAGAGAGGCUCGACACGGCGACGACCACAAGCUGAGCAAUGAGCUUCGCAGAAUUUUACUUUAACGUGGACAACGGUUACCUGGAGGGUUUGGUCAGAGGAUUUAAAGGUGGGAUCCUGAAGCAAGCAGACUUCCUCAACUUGGUGCAGUGUCAGACUCUGGAGGACCUGAAGCUCCAUCUCCAGAGCACAGAUUAUGGUAGCUUUCUGUCUAAUGAAACUGGCCCUCUGACGGUAUCAGUGAUUGACGACAAACUGAAACAGAAACUGCUGCUGGAAUUCGUCUACCUGAGGAACCACGCACUGCAGCCACUCACCACCUUCCUGGAUUACAUCACGUACAGCUACAUGAUUGACAACGUCAUCCUGUUGAUUACGGGCACAUUGCGCCAGCGUCCAAUCUCUGAACUCCUACCUAAGUGCCACCCCUUGGGCAGCUUCGAGCAGAUGGAAGCUGUUCACAUUGCCCAGACUCCUGCUGAGCUCUACAAUGCCAUCCUGGUUGACACGCCACUAGCUUCCUUCUUUCAAGACUGCAUCUCAGAGAAUGACCUCGAUGAAGUCAAUAUUGAAAUACUGCGAAACAAACUAUACAAGGCAUAUCUAGAAUCAUUUUACAAUUUCUGUAAGGAGCAGGGUGGACAAACUGAACAGGUUAUGUGUCCCAUUCUGGAGUUUGAAGCUGACCGCCGUGCGUUUAUCAUCACCCUGAACUCCUUUGGGACUGAGCUGAGCAGAGAGGACCGAUCUGCACUGUACCCUCGCUGCGGCCGACUGCACCCUGAUGGUUUAACCCUCUUGUCCAACGCAGAAGAUUUUGAGCACGUGCGCGCAGUAGCUGCAUACUAUGUGGAGUAUAAAUAUUUGUUUGAAAAUGCAGGGAAGGAUUCUGAUGAGAAGACACUUGAGGACAAGUUCUUUGAAUAUGAGGUGAAGCUCAACGUGUUGGCGUUUGACAGCCAGUUUCACUUCGGCGUGUUUCAUGCUUACAUGAAGCUGAAAGAGCAGGAAUGCCGGAACAUAGUGUGGAUCGCAGAGUGCAUCGCUCAGAGGCACCGUGCUCGCAUCGACUGCUACAUCCCCAUAUUCUAAACGCACAGCCACAUACGUACGUAAACACACACACACACACACACACACAGAGCUAAUGUCACCAACUCCUGCAACACCUACCAAGAGGCUGAACUUUAAUAACCAGCCUGCCUGAGAAACCACCCUCCCAAUAAACAGCAACUAAUUUGCUUUUUUGCUCUUUGUAUAAUUUGUCGUCAGUCAUUAGCCGGCUUUCACAGUCUAUCCAGAGAAAAUGGUCCCCAAUAGAAAAACAAGCAUCAACGUGAUUGGACACGUGUGAUCCUAGUAAUAAACCCUGUCAAUUCUGUCCGGUUUAUUGUAUUCUGCAAUACCACGCCAAUCAGAAUGAUUUAUUUGACCGGAUUAUACUCAGCCACUGGUAUUCAACUAAAGGUGAGAGUAAAUCCUUGUGCAUAAGCCAUUAAAAAAAUCAUAACUACUUUUCAGAAUCAGAAUCAGGAUUCAUAUCACUGGCACAUGUCAUGAAAUUUGUUGUUUUGCGGCAGCAGUACAUUACAACAUGCAAUAAAAUCUGUAAAUUACAAUAAGAAGUACAUAUUAAAAAAUUAAAUAAGUACUGUAAAAAGAGAGGGAAAAAAAGUCGUGAGGUUGUGUUUGUGGGUUCAAUGUCCAUUCAGGAAUCUGAUGGUAGAGGGGAAGAAGCUGUUCUUGAUCACUGAGUGUGUGUCUUCAGGCUUCUGUACCUCCUCCCUGAUGGUAGCAAUGAGAAGAGGGCAUGGGGGUUCUUAAUGACAGAUGCCAGCUUUUUGCAGCACUGCCUUUUAAAGGUGUCCUCGAUGCUGGGGAGGCUAGUAUCCGUGAUGGAGCUGGCUGAGUUUUCUUUCUGAGUUCUCUGUAAAGGAACAUAUGAUAUGUCUAUGUCACAAUGGUAGUGUCUCAUUGUGUCGGGGUCUGGUCUUUGGGAAAGUCACAUUGCUUGAUCCUAAUAUAUAUUGGGGCUAUUAUUGUGCCCCACUGAUGCUGUGUAAUGUGAUUGUCUGUGUCAAGAACAAGUUCAAGAUAGAACAAUCAUUUCUCACGUUCUAACAAUUCAUGAAAAACAGGCUGUUCAUUGUCAAGAAAAUGGGUUUGUUAUACCAUGUCAAAGCAGCUAAUGGUUUCAUCACGCACCGUGAGUGAUAGAUGAUGGAUUCAUCACAUCAUCCCAUUGCAGGAUAACAGGCAUUCCCAUUGCAGGAUAACGGGUAGUCCCAUUGCAGGAUGACGGGCAGUCCCAGUGCAGGAUAACAGGCAGUCCCAGUGUAGGAUGACGAGCAGUCCCAGUGCAGGAUUAUAGGCAGUCCCAGUGCAGGAUUAUAGGCAGUCCCAGUGCAGGAUUAUAGGCAGUCCCAGUGCAGGAUAACGGGCAGUCCCAUUGCAGGAUAACGGGCAGUCCCAGUGCAGAAUAACGGGCAGUCCCUGUGCAGGAUUACAGGCAGUCCCAUUGCAGGAUAACGGGCAGUCCCUGUGCAGGAUUAUAGGCAGUCCCAUUGCAGGAUAACGGGCAGUCCCAUUGCAGGAUAACGGGCAGUCCCAGUGCAGGAUAACGGGCAGUCCCAGUGCAGGAUAACAGGCAGUCCCAGUGCAGGAUAACAGGCAGUCCCAGUGCAGGAUAAUGGGCAGGCCCAUUGCAGGAUAAUGGGCAGUCACAUUGCAGGAUAACAGGCAGUCCCAUUGCAGGAUUAUAGGCAGUCCCAUUGCAGGAUGACGGGCAGUCCCAGUGCAGGAUUAUAGGCAGUCCCAUUGCAGGAUGACGGGCAGUCCCAGUGCAGGAUUAUAGGUAGUCCCAGUGCAGGAUUAUAGGCAGUCCCAUUGCAGGAUGACGGGCAGUCCCAGUGCAGGAUUAUAGGCAGUCCCAUUGCAGGAUGUCGGGCAGUCCCAGUGCAGGAUUAUAGGCAGUCCCAUUGCAGGAUGAUGGGUAGUCCCAUUGCAGGAUGACGGGUAGUCCCAUUGCAGGAUAACGGGUAGUCCCAUUGCAGGAUUAUAGGCAGUCCCAGUGCAGGAUUAUAGGCAGUCCCAUUGCAGGAUGAUGGGCAGUCCCAUUGCAGGGUUAUAGGCAGUCCCAUUGCAGGAUGACGGGCAGUCCCAGUGCAGGAUCAUAGGCAGUCCCAUUGCAGGAUAAUGGGCGGUCCCAUUGCAGGAUAACCGGCAGUCCCAUUGCAGGAUUAUGGGUAGUCCCAUUGCAGGAUAACGGGUGGUCCCAUUGCAGGAUUAUAGGCAGUCCCAUUGCAGGAUUAUAGGCAGUCCCAUUGCAGGAUAAUGGACAGUCUCAUUGCAGGAUAACAGACAGUCCCAUUGCAGGAUAAUGGACAGUCCCAUUGCAGGAUAAUGGACAGUCCCAUUGCAGGAUAACGGGCAGUCCCAGUGCAAGAUAACAGGCAGUCCCAUUGCAGGAUAAUGGGCAGUCCCAUUGCAGGAUAAUGGGCACACUACACUCUGUAAAUGCACGAGAAUGGAACAGAAUAGAACUUUAUUGUUAUUGCUCAAGACAACGAGAGUUUGAUGCCACUACAGACUGUGCAAAACAUAUAUUUACAAUGCAUGCAGGAUGGCUUAAUUUUUAAAAAUUUAACAACACUCCAUAACCCUCAAAGGGAUUGGCAUUUAUUUGUCAAGAUUAUACUCAGCCACUAGUAUUCAAUUGAAAGUGAGAGUUAAUCCUUGUGCACAAACCAUUAAAAAUCAUAACUACUUUCAGAAUCAGGUUUAAUAACCCUGGCAUAUGUCAUGAAAUAUGUUAUUUUGCAACAGCAGGAUUUUGCAAUACAUAAUAAAGAAUAUAAAUUACAAUAGGAAAUGUGUUUAUGUUAAAUAAAUAGACCAAAUAGAAAGA